AUGACCCAAGAGAAGGAGAUCUAUCUUCUCAAGAGAGACAAGGAUGAGUCUGCUCGGCUUGACGAGCAACAUACAUUUUUCGUGGACGUAAUUGGAGGAAGUCCAAUCCAUGCAUCAAUAUCGAAGGACCGUCUGUUUGCUGUUGCAGAUAUUGCGACAGGGACAGGAAUCUGGCUCAAGCAUGUCUCCGAGCUGUUGACGAAGGAGGCCCCGUCAGACCGUUCGCGAUAUUAUCAGGGCUUCGAUAUCUCUCCUGCCCAGUUUCCUGCUAAUGCUGGUGACAUACAUUUCUCGGUUCAGGAUGUGCUGGAGCCAUUUCCGCCCGAGCAUAUGAAUCGCUACGAUUUGGUCCAUGUCAGAUUCCUGGCCGGUGCUAUCAGACAAGCGGACUACAAGGCUGUGGUCGCUAACUUAGUAGCGCUUCUGAGUAAGAAUAUCCGGCCCAUGUUUACUCCGUGGCCAUUCAAAUGGUCUGCACAAGUAACUUUGCUGUUUUGA
This is a messenger RNA of Rasamsonia emersonii CBS 393.64, 498 nucleotides long. RefSeq lists its product as uncharacterized. Lineage: Eukaryota; Fungi; Ascomycota; Eurotiomycetes; Eurotiales; Trichocomaceae. The transcript has 3 exons. The coding region runs from base 1 to 498 and encodes 165 amino acids. The record is from RefSeq and is a predicted model, not a curated record.